Clupea harengus (Atlantic herring) is the source of this 2441-nucleotide messenger RNA. It is a transcript of the gene asrgl1, whose product is annotated as asparaginase and isoaspartyl peptidase 1. Gene Ontology annotation, cellular component: cytoplasm. Gene Ontology annotation, molecular function: asparaginase activity. NCBI's taxonomy places the organism in Eukaryota, Metazoa, Chordata, Actinopteri, Clupeiformes, Clupeidae. The record is from RefSeq and is a predicted model, not a curated record.
GUCAGAUGUCUGUUUUUCCUCUCGUGACACCACCACCACCUGCAGGAUCUUUGUCGCUGCUUUCGGACGGGAAGAAGAAGCGUGCGGCAACCUCUCUCCCAAUCAAUCACAAGCAUCUAAGUGCCAAUAACAAGCCCUUAGACAAGAGGCUGGAUGCAUUCAAUGAGAGCCAUGUUGCCAGUGAUCGUGGUCCAUGGAGGAGCUGGGCAUAUUCCUAAAGAGCGAGCUGAGCUGUCCUGUGCAGGGGUGAAGGAGGCAGCCAGGGGGGGCUAUGGCAUUCUCAGGGCUGGUGGCAGUGCCAUGGACGCGGUGGUGGAGACAGUGACCAUCCUGGAGAACAACCCUGCAUAUAAUGCAGGCAGGGGCUCUGCGCUGAAUGUGAAGGGUGGGGUGGAGAUGGACGCCAUCGUCAUGGACGGACGCACGCUGGCCAGCGGAGCGGUGUCGGCCGUCAGGAGGGUGGCCAACCCCGUUCAGCUUGCCAGGCUUGUCAUGGACAAGACCAACCACCUGUGUCUGACAGCUGAAGGGGCAUCUCAGUUUGCCAGGGCUAUGGGCAUCCCUGAGGUGCCAGAGGAGUCUCUCAUCACAGACUAUGCCAGAAUGCGCUGGAAGAAGAACCUGGCACCAGAUGCCAACCCAGUGGAGUGUCAAAUGGGUAAGAUGGGCACAGUGGGCGCAGUGGCAGUGGACGCUGAAGGCAACAUCGCCUGUGCCACCUCCACAGGGGGCAUGAUCAAUCAGAUGGAGGGUCGGGUAGGAGACACACCCUGCAUAGGAUGUGGAGGCUACGCAGAUAACAAGACGGGAGCGGUCUCUCCCACCGGCCAUGGGGAGGCCAUCAUGAAAGUCACUCUCUCCAGGCUUAUCCUCUUCCACAUGGAGCAAGGGCGGUCUGCAGAGGAGGCGUCCGACCUGGGCCUGGCCUACAUGAAGGAGCGGGUACAGGGUUUGGGCGGCGUGGUGACGGUGGACCCGAAGGGCGUGUGGGCCGCUCGUUUUAGCAGCCUGCAGAUGGCGUGGGCGGCCGUGCAGAGCGAACAGCUCCACUACGGCCUCUACGUCGGAGAGCACUUCACCGAAUCCGCACACGAGCCAUCUUGAAAUACUUACUGUGAGAACUUUAUUGCCAUCUUGGUUUGGAAAAUAAUGCACUGACACUACCUUUAAUUUCAAUCUGUGAUCUACCGAGACCUUAAUCAGUUAAUCCAUGCAAUUCUAGUACUUCAAAACUUGAAGCAACCAAAGUGGAAGAAAUUCAGCCGUCCACAAUCUAAAUUCUUGCAAAAUGAAUAGCUCCAGGGCUUUUGUGAACAUGGUUGUUUGCCUGCUUUCAAGGCAUAAGCAGUGAACUCCCACAGUGUUAUGACGUAUAAUGUCUUAGUCUAGUGAAAAGUGCCAUAUCGUGUUCCCUGUGAUAGCCCUAUAGUAUGCAAUGUAGCAACUGCUACAUGAUGAUAUAUAGUGACAGUACUGUAUGUACUACCUGCCAUACAAAGGCUACAUUAGUGGUUCCCAAUGUGAGAGGCGGCCCCUCAGGGGUGGUGUGGACUUACAGCAAGGGAGGUGUUGGUUGAGGGUGGAAACUUUUGUGUGGUGAAACAUUACAGUAUAGUAGCCUGUAACUAACCUAUUUGGUGAUGAGUUUAUAGCCUACUUUGUACUUAUAUGGUCAGGGCCUAGCUAGCCUAUAUGUUAGGAGGGAUACCUAGCCUGAUUAUUAAUACUGACAUGUGCCUAACAUGAAUAUUGAAUGGAAUAAUCACCCAGUGAGAAGUUAAACAUGUUUAAAUGUUUUAAACGACAGUUCUGAUGAAAUAAGAUACAAAAUGGUUUUAACUGAAUGAUGUAAUGAAAUUGAAUAAUGUUUAACUGUUGAAAUGUAGAACCAAUGUUUAAGAAAAGCUAUGCAAAAGCCAGGUCCGCCGUGUGUCUUGCUGACACAAGAUGAACCCAAACAACUCCAAGGCCACAACACAAACACUACGCAUGUUCCAUUUGCACACAGCAAAACAGCUCUCCUCUCCCACACACUAUUUAAUCAUGACCUAUGCAUAAGCCCCCACCCCCCGGGCCUUGGGCCAGGGUCAUAUAUGCCCUUUGACCCCGUCACCCCCAGCGGCGGGCCUGGCAACAAGCUGAUGGGCAAUUUUUUUUCAUUGUCAAAUGUGGGCCUGCCAUGAAGAGUUUGGGAACCACUGGAGUAGAAAAACAACAUGUAGAGCCAGUGUGGUGUUUACUCACUCAUAACACUUACACGUCCUUGCUGUUUAAUCUAAGUAACUUUAUUUUUUUAAGGUAAUAGAAAUUAAAUAGCAUGACUGUGAAUAUUUUUACAUUGAAACUCAUUUGUUGUUGCAAUGUACUGACUCUGUGGUAUUAAGUAACAAAUAAACCUCAACUGUAAUUAAUCACUUAUUAAUAAAAAAAAGUAUUUCACA